CGACGCUGCAGCUCAAAAGCGCUGGUCCCUUUCUCUCACCCACAGACGCUCUUUUUAUCUUGCUUGAAACCCCAAGCUUUCUUUAAUCUUUCUGCAUUGCAUUGUUUUUCUUGCUGCGACGUUCAUUCUUUGUCUACCAUCCCGGAGACGUUCAUUCACUGCUCAAUAGAAAAUAGAUUCAUCGCACUCCCUACAUUACAUUACAUUUUGCUCGUCGCACAUCACGCUCUCUGCCAUCUCUAAAUCUUCGCUACCAAUUCGCAUAUUCAUCAUGAAGUUGACUUCGACCAUUGCGGCGGGUGCUGCCCUUGCGGCCGGUGUUUCUGCUGGACAGAACAACUACCUGGGCUUCAACUCUGGCGCCACCCUGCCCGACGAGUCCGCCAAGUUCGAGGCCGACUUCCUGGCCGAGUUCACCACGGCCCAGAAGCUUGCUGGCGCUCCCGGCACCUUCAACGCCGUCCGUCUCUACACCAACAUCCAAGCCUACUCCACAAACACCCCCAUCCAGGCCUUCUCGGCUGCCAUCAAGACCAAGACCAAGAUUCUCCUCGGUGUCUGGGCCUCUGGCACCUCCAACAUCAACAACGAGCUUGCCGCCCUGAGCGCUGCCGUCAAGCAGUACGGCUCCGACUUCACCGACCUCGUCAUUGGCAUCUCCAUCGGCAGCGAGGACCUGUACCGUGACUCGGCCACUGGACGAACCAACAAGGCCGGUGUCGGCAAUGGCCCCGAUGAGAUUCUCAGCUUCAUCAACGCCUACAAGAAGGAGUUUGCCAACACUGCUCUCUCCAGCGUCCCCGUUGGACACGUCGACACCUGGGAUGCUUGGGUUAACAGCACCAACAAGGAGGUUCUCGACGCCGUCGACUGGAUCGGUGUUGACGAGUACCCCUUCUACGAGACCGGCAAGGGCAACAAGAUUGAGAAUGCCGGCAAGCUCUUCAACCAGGCUUACCAGACCACCCUCGGCGUUGCCAACGGCAAGCCUGUCUGGGUGACCGAGACCGGCUGGCCCCUUACCGGCCCCAGCUGGGACGAGGCUGUCCCUAGUGUCGACAACGCCAAGUCCUACUGGGACCAGGUUGGCUGCGGCAUGCUGUUCAACAAGGUUCCCACCUUCUGGUACAACCUGCGUGACUCCAACCCUGCCAACCAGGUCAAGUUUGGCAUCAACCAGAAGCUGAAUGGCACUCCCUCAUUCAACCUGACCUGCCCUGCCGAGUCUGAGUCUAGCUCUUCCAUCACCAAGCCCACCGCUACCGGAAAGGGCUCUACCCCCUCGACCCUCGUCACUGCUCCUUCGCAGACUGGCCAGUCUGGCUCAAACAACGCUGGAAGCGCCAAGGGUGCUGACUCCAGCUCUGACAGCUCUGCCUCCAAGACCUCCUCCAGCCCUGCCUCCACCUCCUCCCACAGCGCUGGUUCUAUCAACAAAGUCUCCGGCGCUGCCUUUGCCGGUGUAGCUCUCGUUGCUGGUGUCUUUGCUACCCUUUUCUAAACAUGGGGGUGAGAAAAUGACGUAUGGACGAUGAUGUGGUCUUUAUAGGGUGUUUGUGUAAAUAAACUUGUAUUAUUUCGAGGAGAGUAGAUGUCAUUUUUUUGUGGAAUUUAGACUAAACCAACGAUAGACUGGUUGGAGACAAUAAAUGCUUGAAUAUUUUUUUCUUACCCU
Messenger RNA from Trichoderma asperellum CBS 433.97, 1675 nucleotides. RefSeq lists its product as uncharacterized. Lineage: Eukaryota; Fungi; Ascomycota; Sordariomycetes; Hypocreales; Hypocreaceae. Gene Ontology annotation, biological process: cell wall organization. Gene Ontology annotation, molecular function: glucan endo-1,3-beta-D-glucosidase activity. Gene Ontology annotation, cellular component: extracellular region; fungal-type cell wall; cell surface. The record is from RefSeq and is a predicted model, not a curated record.